Messenger RNA from Sander lucioperca (pikeperch), 5611 nucleotides. Its product is annotated as protein Tob2. The transcript is spliced from 3 exons. Gene Ontology annotation, cellular component: nucleus; cytoplasm. Bases 720 to 1925 code for a protein of 401 amino acids. The record is from RefSeq and is a predicted model, not a curated record. NCBI's taxonomy places the organism in Eukaryota, Metazoa, Chordata, Actinopteri, Perciformes, Percidae. Gene Ontology annotation, molecular function: transcription corepressor activity. Gene Ontology annotation, biological process: regulation of gene expression.
GACAAUGAAGAGUGAGUGAAGAGUUAUCUUUUUUUUUAAUUGUUUUUUUUUCUAAAUCAAUCUGCUGGUUAAAAUGAAUAUAGCCUAACUACUGUGCGUAGAGAUGGCAUCAACGAUCUGCUGACAGGAGAAAAUAUGCAUAAAUACCGUUAUAUGGGAAAAUAAAGCAGCAUCUACUAUAAUAUUAUGAAGAAAGUAGUCCCUGCCGUCACGGGCAUGUAGGCGAGUCACAGUGUAUAAAUACGCCGGGUUGUCAAACAGUAAAGUUUCUCUGGACCCUCCAUACAAUCUGUCAGCUGAAGACAAACUGGAAAAACCCUUCGGCCAUUGGAGAACUGGGGCAGCAAUUAAAUAAAUCAACAACACUAAGGUUAAAAAUACCUAGUGGUCAGCAUCUAAACCAACGACUCGACAGGUCCGCCUUGAAAUCCCCGACAACACAAGGGGAAUAAAACAGAAACGCAGGAGUACAAGUCACGCUAAGACGUCAGUGACAAUAGUUGGGACCUGAAAACAUUGUUACACAUUUGUUGACGAAAAAAAGACAGCCUGCAACCUGCUGCCCCAGCCUUCAAGGUGCCUUUACCAUGGUGACACUAAAGGAAUCGUACACUUUACAAUAAGCCAGAGGAAAAAACUCCUUGUCACAGUUGCAUUGCCUCACUUUCAGCAUCAUCUGGAUCCCUUUCCUCCCACGACGGCGCUAACCUGGUGCAGCCAUGCAUCUAGAAGUGAAGGUCGCCCUCAACUUCAUCGUGUCCUACCUGUACAACAAGCUGCCUCGGCGUCGAGCUGACCUGUUCGGCGAGGAGCUGGAGAGGAUACUGAUGUCUCGUUUUGAGGGUCACUGGUACCCUGAAGCCCCUCUCAGGGGCUCUGCCUUCCGCUGCAUUCACCUGGGCGCACCGAGGGACCCCGUGGUGGAGUUGGCUGCCAAGAGAAGCGGACUGGACACCGAGGAAGUGCGUGCGAAUGUUCCUGCAGAGCUCAGUGUGUGGAUUGACCCUUACGAGGUAUCCUACCAGAUUGGAGAGAAGGGGGCAGUGAAGGUUCUCUACCUGGAGGACCCUCUCGGCCUCGACGGCGAGAGGGCCGAGGGGGUGAUCAGAGAGGGUAAAGGAGAUGCAGAGGCGGAGGAGGCCAAGAGUCUGGGCUUUAACCCAGACGCUCAGGUGUUUGUGCCAAUUGGAAGCCAGGCGUCUCCUGCCCUCAUGCCGUCACUCUCCAGCUCUCCCACACCUCUGUCUGGCCAGCCCUGCCCCGGCCUCUUCAGCUACCCCAGCUCCAGCACGCCCACCGACCCUGCUGCCCACUCCUCAAACACCUCUACCCCUUCUCCUCCCAGCGGCGGGCUGCCCUACCUCUCCGCCCAGCAGCAGCCCUCUGCUCUUGCCACUGCCCGUCCUCAACCCAUCACCUUCACCACCGCCAGCUUCGCCGCCACUAAAUUCGGCUCGACCAAGAUGAAGAAGUGCAGUGUGGCCGGUUCGGCAGCUGGCCCCGGAGCGGUCAUACCUCCUGCCCAGAGGAUGCUCACCCGCUCUCCUACCACCAUCUCGGCGCCGGAGCUGCUCAAGCACAAGCCCCUAUCUCUGUCCUUGCACUCCCUUGGAGGUCCCAUCGCCAGCCAGCUCUCUCCCAACGCCAAAGAGUUUGUCUACCCAGGAUCCCCAGGCCCCCUUUACUUUGAUGCUGACACCCAGCCCAUGCAGCCUCACGCCAGCCCAUUCCAACCCCCCCACGCUGUCAACACCCAUCCGUCCUUUGACCCCUUCUCCAGCCCUCCCCCUGCCCAGAGUGUGGGAAUCAUUGGCAGCAACGGAGGAAUCUCCUACAUGGAGAAGCCGCCGUUUGUCGAGGGUUUAGGAAGCUACAACCUGCAAUAUCCUAGCCAGUCCUUCCAGCCUGUUGUGCUGGCCAACUAAGCCUUCAUUUGUAACGAAAAUAAUUGUUGUAGGAGGAGGUGGGUUUGGACAAUGAUGCUCCAGAUAUUUUCAGUUUUUCUAACAAAAAUUGUUCUAAUACAAGUUAAGAAUUAGUUUUACUACAAAGAUUUAAAAUACCACGUCCACUGAAUAAUUCAUGUGUUUUGUUCCUCUGUCCCCAACCCCAACCCCAACCCCAGCCUGCCCUUUUGUCCGUUGCUGUUACUCAUCACGUUCUGUGUGUUGGCUUUGAUGACAGGAGUGGGUGGGUGGGGGGUGAGUUCCUUUCUACCUUGAGUUGUUGCCAAUCUCUUUGUAUAUUAUUUUGCAUUGAAUGUUAAUGUGAGGGACUUUCUUUUUUUCUUUUUUUUUUUUUUUUUCUUUCUUGACUUGUAGUUUAAUGGACCCGGCUCUAGUACAGCUCCAUUUUUGCACUGCAGUGUCAUGCUGUGAAAAAGGACCUCGCCAAGUCCUGCAGGGAACAACGGCUGUGGAAAGCUCAGCACUUUGCUCUGCAAUCUGCUCUGCCCUACUUGCUACAAAUACAGAGAGGGAAACUCUGCUGUGUGUGUGUGUGUGUUCCUGUUCUGUAUUGUUGUGGUGCCGCGUGAUGGAGAGACCCACUGUUUGUACGGUGGGCCCCGUUACCCCUUGAAACGCACUCGUACGCGGGCACAAUUUGACUCUGUCACUGGGCGUAUAUUGGAAGCAGUUUAUUGUCAGCUGGGAUGUGUACAUGACGUGGGUUUAAAAUGAAGUGAGAGCAGCGGAGUGAGCAGAAAGGGAGCAUCGGGGUGUUAAGGGAGUGAUGUAGUAGAAUGUAUUGUAUCUGUCAGGGGAAACUGCAGCUGGGAAGGUCAGGGAAAUCUUGGUGAAUGUGAAAAGCAAGUCAAUCUUUUGCAUUUUAAGACGAUAACAAUGCGCCAAUACCUCAAUUAUACACACCGGGCUCUAAGUUAUAGUACAUGUAUUUAAAAGGGCCGACGUGCACACACAUUCGCACACGUGCACCCAAUUCCAGUCAGCAGCGUGUGAAGGUGAAGAGGCGUAGGGGAUGCAGCAGCAGGGAUUGUGAUAUAUGGCUUAGCGUGACUUUGACUAUGAAGGAGAGGUUUUCCUCUGCACGGAGAGGAGAGAGGAAUAUGGGAGAAAAGGAAACGAGAGAGAGAGAGAGAGAGAGAGCGAAGCAGCUAGAGGGUUCUGUUGCCUCGGUGUCGUCCAGGCUGUAUUGGCGUCGGGAGCGACACUUUAAAACCCAGAACACGUUUCUGGUGAGCUUAAAUGGUAUUGAAGCAAAAGGCUCGCACUAUUCUCUCCCUCCUCUUGAAAUUCUUCAGUGAUCUCUUCUCCUCCUGGCUGUGUAACAAAGAAAACUCCCAGAAUCCGACGGUUCAGGUCUCUUUUUACCCAGUUAUGCAGACAAAGAUACAAAGAUGAAUGUUCUUCAGUGGUCUGUGGCUCUUGUCACUUUAUUGGAUAGCUUGUCAGAUCUCUGGAAGUCUGCUGCUUCUGACAAAUGGUUUGUUUACCAGCCAGGUCCACGUGAUUGUUGGUUUGUCACUACAGGGAAGGGUAACUCUCGGCUGUUUAUUUGAUCUGUCCAGCACUUUAUUACUGGGCUCCUGAGGCUGUGUGUCGCCCACAGACACCAGCGCUACACCAUUCCUUUGCCCUCUGUUUGGUAAUGGCACCUUUUUAUUCAGCUGUCAUGAAAAUGCUUUAGGGAUAUCUAUUCAAACGCAUCAUGCUGGUGAGGAGAUGCUGUCAGUCCAGUCCAUUUAUUUGAAUGUUUUGUAUAAGAUGACCCGAGGACCCUUGACUUGUGCUCACGCUGGUUUUGCAAUGUGACAGCUUGUCAUACGCAUGCAAGUUUUUAUUUCUUUUCAAGGGAAUGGAAUGGGGUGGGGAGGCACACAUCUCGGCAAACGUUAUUGAUUAUUAAGGGAAAGAUGCGUUUAUAAUUUUUUUUUGUUUUGUAAUUUAUUUUACAAUAUUUCUAUAUUUUUGUUUUUGCAGAAUUAUCACUUACAUUUGUAUAAGUAAGACAUGACAAGUCCAGGAAUAUGUAUAUACAAAGUUCUUAUGUUCAGAUUAUUGGUUUAGUUUCUUACAUGCUGAGGUUAUUUUUUCAGAAAAUAACAUGAAUAUAUGCAAACUGAGACAAAAAUAAAAAGAUGUACAGAAUAAAGUAUUGAAUGUGUAUUGUACCUUGUACAGAAUCUGUCGAAAAGAAAAGAAGGAAAAAAAAGACGGGUAAAUGUAUUCAUUCUUCAAGUUGGAUUUGAAGUUUAAGAUGUGAAUGUUUACAGUGGGUUUGUGUAGGAAAAGAUGGCUGAUAUCACUUUCUUUGCUGUGCUCCCAGGGCAGUCUGACAACACUACUCCCAUAGGCAGUACAUUUAAACCAAAAAUCUCCACAUUUCACAUUCAUUCAUCCAUUUUCCUUUUUUAAAUGUGAAUUAAUUGCAUUUUGUGGUCACCCUGCCUGUUUGUUUCCCUUGAAAAAUUGUCCACUAAUAUAUUUUUUUCCCCAUCUUUAUUUAAACCUUUCACAUCAACCCUAACAUUCCUGUUUUCACCCGUGUGCUAUUACAGUACGUAAGGCCAGAUAUAAUCAGAUUUAAAUGAACAAAAUGUCUUUUUAACCUCCCUUAUAUUAUAUAUCCCAUAAAAUGUCACUUCCUUAUUAUUUGUAGUGGGUUCUCUUCUCCCCAUCAGCCUGGUCCUGAUACUAUAGCCAUAUCCCAGACUGUCUUUGCUUACACAGAUGCUCACCCUUCUCCAGUGCAAUGUAAUGCCAUAAUUUAAAUUACCCUGAAGGAUUCAAGGGGUUUCUACCUCUCUGCACCUGGGUGGGGGGGAAAUCCAGUAUAUCUCCUCCAUAGGAAGCGGUGUUAGGCAGGUUCGGGAGGAUGAAGGAAAUGAAUGUGCUGUGAAUGUUUGUUAGUCAACCCUGGUUGAGAUGGCCUGCGGGAAAUAAAUGAGGAAACGGAUUUUUUAUUUUUUUUUGUCUUUAAGAGCCGUGGAGAGUUUUUUUUGUUGUUGCAUGCAUGUCUAAAACGACUCCUUUCAUUUUUUUCUUUUCCAUAUUUGUCAGAUUAUUCAGAGCAAACGAGGUGUGUCGUUAAAGUUCCUCUACGUACAGAUCGGGCUCUUGAGGUGAGAGAUCCUCACAUCUGAACGCUGGUUUGUGUUUUACACCCAAAAAGAAACCCAUUACAGUAGAUAGUGUUUUAAACACAGCAAAUUAACUCCAAACGCAGGCUAUUCUACAACCGGGGUUGAACAUUAAUGAAGAGGAAAAAAAACAAGAAUUUUGUAUUCUGAUGUCCUUUUGCUUAUACAUCGAUGUGUGCGUCUUAUUUUGCACUUUGGGAUAUUUCAUUGUCAUAAAAGAAGUUUAUUUUCUAUGUCAAAUUUAACAUUUAAGAGUAAAAUAAAUAUAAUUAAAAGUUCAGAUGAUGUAUAAAUAUAGUGCUUUCUUUCCUGCCUGUAUUUUAUUAUUAUUUUUUCCUAUUUUGUAUCUGAUCUGUACACCCUGUAGAUGUGUAAUGAAUCUUUCACUACUGAAAUGCAAUGACCUGUUUUCUGUGCUGCCCCUCGGGAAUGGGGAGUUACUACUGCAGUUUCUUAUUGUAUCAGAUUCUUUUUUAAGUUUGUAAUAAAAAAAAAACAGAUUGGCAAAAA